Tinamus guttatus (white-throated tinamou) is the source of this 2103-nucleotide messenger RNA. The record is from RefSeq and is a predicted model, not a curated record. Lineage: Eukaryota; Metazoa; Chordata; Aves; Tinamiformes; Tinamidae.
AUGCACUUUGAUCUCGUCCUUAAAAAGGACUUCAGGAGUAAGCGCUGGGCUGGCCAGGUGGAAACUGAGGGGAAGGGACACGGACCCUCCUCCUCCUUCUCCUCGGAGCUCCGAGGACAGGAGCUUCCGUGGGGAAGCUCGGGGAGAGGGGCAGCACGUCCAGCUGGUCACCGGGAGGACAGGGAGGCCCAGCGCCCCAGGGAUUACUUUACAGAUGAGAACAGAGUGCUGAAAAAGGACCCUCAACAGGAUUACCAUCUGGAGUAUGCCAUGGAAAAUAACACACAUACAAUAUUGGCUUUUAGCAGGGAACUGCACACUUGUGAUCCAAAUGAUAAGAGUAUAACGGAGAGCACAGUACGGGUAAUAUGGGCCUAUCACCACAAAGACAUGGGAGAAGCGGGUCAAAAUUACCACGGGGCUAAUCGUGGUUCAAAGAGUUUACGUUUACUGAACCCUGAGAAAGAAGAAGUUUCAUCUGUCUCUCUGGCAUACUUUGACCUGACAAACAAAGACGUGCUUAUACCAGAUAAAGAUACAACAUAUUGGUGCCAAAUGUUUAAGAUUCCUGUACGACAUGAAAAGCAUCAUGUGACAAAGGUUGAGCCAUUAAUACAGAAAGGCCAUGAGAAUCUGGUGCACCAUAUCCUACUCUAUCAGUGCAGCAGCAAUUUGAACGACAGUGUGCUGGACUACGGGCAUGAAUGUUACCAUCCCAACAUGCCAGAUUCUUUUCUCACGUGCGAGACAGUAAUUUUUGCUUGGGCCAUUGGAGGAGAGGGCUUCACCUACCCCCCUCAUGUCGGUUUAUCCAUUGGUACAGCAGGUGAUCCUCUGUUCGUACUUAUGGAAGUGCAUUAUGACAACCCAUCAUACAUAGAAGGCUUGAUAGAUAACUCUGGACUGAGGCUAAUUUAUACUCCAGUUUUAAGGAAAUACGAUGCUGGGGUUAUUGAAGCUGGUCUUUGGGUUAGCCUCUUCCACAACAUCCCACCAGGCAUGCCUGAAUUUGUGUCAGAGGGUCACUGCACGCUGGAAUGUCUGGAAGAGGCUCUAGGUGCUGAGAGGCCUGGUGGAAUCCACGUAUUUGCAGUACUUCUUCAUGCUCAUCUUGCCGGCAGAGCCAUCAGGAUGCGCCACUUCCGCAACGGCGAGGAACAGAAGCUACUUGCUUAUGAUGAUGAGUUUGACUUCAACUUCCAGGAGUUUCAGUAUCUGAAAGAAGAAAGGACCAUAUUGCCUGGGGAUAAUUUAAUCACAGAAUGUCACUACAGUACUGUGGACCGAAUUCGUAUGACAUGGGGUGGUCUGAGCACCAGGAAUGAAAUGUGCCUGUCAUAUCUACUCUAUUACCCAAGAAUCAACCUCACGCGAUGUGCAAGUAUUCCAGACAUAAUGGAACAACUCCAGUUUAUUGGGGUAAAGGAAAUAUAUAGACCAGUCAGGACUUGGCCCUUUAUUAUCAAGAGUCCUAAGCAAUACAAAAACCUGUCUUUUAUGGACGCAAUGAACAAGUUCAAAUGGUCCAGAUCAGAAGGUCUCUCCUAUAACGAACUUGUUCUUAAACUACCAGUCAAUGUGCGAUGUUCAAAGACAGACAAUGCAGAGUGGUCGAUCCAAGGCAUGACAGCUUUACCUCCUGAAAUAGAGAGACCAUACAAGACAGAACCAGUAAUAUGCAGCUCAUCUUCAUGUUUAUGUUGCAGUACACUCCUCACCCUGUUGUUUGUUGUACAUGUCACAGCCAGGACCAUAGGAAACAUCGGGCCCUUUGUAUAAUAAUUUUUAUUCAUUUGUGUACUGUAUGCCAUGCAAGUUCUGAUGUGUUUGCACUGUUGCUAUUGUAGAUUUAUUUUUUUACUUAUUAAUAAACUAAAUUUGCUAGUUCAAAAUAAAAUGUGUACUUCCUCUGGAAAGCUCUGGUUUAUUUGGUUUUCAAUGUAAAGUAUAUAUAAAGCACAGUCGGUACAUUGGCACGUUACAUAUUGAAUUUUUUCCCCUACCAAUUUGUUACACUUUAUCCUUCCUCUUCACAUGGUGUUUACAAAACCAGCUAUGUAUAUGGGUAAAAUUAAUAAACUAAACGCAACUUAGUUAACCUCA